Messenger RNA from Botrytis byssoidea, 1908 nucleotides. RefSeq lists its product as uncharacterized. The record is from RefSeq and is a predicted model, not a curated record. Gene Ontology annotation, molecular function: ATP-dependent protein folding chaperone; ATP binding. The coding region runs from base 1 to 1908 and encodes 635 amino acids. The transcript has 3 exons. NCBI's taxonomy places the organism in Eukaryota, Fungi, Ascomycota, Leotiomycetes, Helotiales, Sclerotiniaceae.
AUGGUCACUAUGAAUCUCAACCUACCUAUACGGACUGCUAGUCGAAGAAACGAUGAAAGUCGAAAUCACUAUAUUUCUGGCAACUAUACUCCCACCUCUUCAACCGAGGCAAUUGCUGGACCAAUACGAGAACCAGCACCCGUCAAUGAAAGAUUAAUUGUUGGACUGGAUUUCGGGACAACAUAUUCUGGUGUUGCUGUUGUAUACACAUCGAAUCCUGAUGAUGUAGAUAUCAUCAAAACUUGGCCCGGAAGUAAUGGGAUUACAUCUGAUAAAGUGCCAACAGAAAUUGGAUACUCCAAACCUCCAGGAUCGCCAGUAGGAACUGAACCGACGAUAAAAUGGGGCUGUCAGUUUCGUCCCGAGGAACCUCGACUGCGAUGUAUCAAACUUUUUCUCGACCGAUCUCAAAAAUUACCUUUCUAUGUUAGUCCAGCUGAAACUGCUAACCAGCUUAAAGAGCAUAGUAAAAAUGUUGUCGAUGCUGUCAGUGAUUAUUUGACUCAAAUCUAUAAGCAUACCAUGGAAACCUUGACUCGCCGAUAUGGAGAAUUAUUCAUGUCAACCACGAAAGUCGAAUUUGUUCUUACUUGUCCAGCAGUCUGGUCUGAUGCGGCGAAGAAUACCACGCUUCAAGCUGCAGAGAGAGCGGGAAUGGGCGAUAAGUCAGCAAUUCAGAUGAUCAGUGAGCCUGAAGCCGCUGCUGUCUAUACUCUGAAAGCCAUCCAACCAAAUCAUCUACAAGCUGGUGAUAACUUUGUAGUAUGUGAUGCCGGAGGUGGCACUGUUGAUCUCAUCGCCUACAAAAUUAUAUCUCUCAAGCCAUUGCAAGUAGAAGAGUCCGCAGUGGGUACCGGGGGGCUUUGCGGAAGUGCGUUUCUCAAUUAUCGAUUUGAGGAACAUUGCAAGAGUCGUAUAGGAGUUGCACGAUUUGAAGAGAUGAAAAUGAAGAAAGCGAAGUCAUGGCAAAUGGGACUAAAAUACUGGGAAGAAUAUGUGAAGCGAGAUUUCGACGAGGAAAACGAUACAGAGUUCAAUAUUCCUCUUCCUGGCUUAGCAGAUGAUAUAGAUGCUGGUCUGGAUGGGGGAUUUUUUAUUAUGACAACUGCUCAAGUCAAAGAUAUUUUCGAGCCAGUCGUCAAAGAGGUGUGUGAUCUGGUUCAAGGUCAAGUUGAUGGUAUUAGACAAAAAGGAGGCAUCGUCUCGGGUAUUGUGCUUGUGGGAGGAUUUGGACAAAGCAACCAUUUAUACAAAAGAUUAAAAUCGCAUUUUAACAGCGCAGCGCCACCACCUUACAGUGAACGACCAACUCACGCACAAUCUAUGGCAUUAGCACAAAGCAAUUCUGUAGAGGUCAUGCAGCCUAUCAAUGCAUGGACUGCUGUGGUCCGAGGAGCGGUUCUUAAAGGAUUGGAAGGAAGCGUGGUGGUGUCCAGAAAGGCGCGGAUGCAUUAUGGAACUUCGUAUGCAACGGUAUAUGAUGAGGAUAAACAUAACGUUAGCGAGAGAUAUUGGAGUCCAUUAUGGGAACGUUGGAUGGUCAGCGAUAGGAUGCAAUGGCAUCUAAACAAGGGUGAUACUCUCAACACAGACACUCCCAUCUCUUUUCACUAUACGCGCAAUUUCCGCCCAGGGCAAUCAUUGAUUGUGUCCGAUGAUCUUAUUGCUUGCGAUUCGGAUGGCGAACCUCCAGCGUCCUUCACGAGAGAUCUAAUAAGCGUAUGCACACUCACCACGGAUCUGGGAGCCGUACCGAAGAGUCUGUAUACGAGAUUGACGACCACGAGAGGAGUGGAAUUUCUUAAUUUAGAUUUCACUCUAGAGAUGGUGGUUGAAAGCGCCGGGUUGGCGUUUGAGUUGAAAGUGGAUGGAUACAGAUAUGGAAGAGUGGAAGUCGAAUUUCAUUGA